Messenger RNA from Temnothorax curvispinosus, 1370 nucleotides. Its product is annotated as multidrug resistance-associated protein 4-like. Gene Ontology annotation, cellular component: membrane. Gene Ontology annotation, biological process: transmembrane transport. The record is from RefSeq and is a predicted model, not a curated record. The transcript has 5 exons. The coding region runs from base 37 to 1362 and encodes 441 amino acids. Gene Ontology annotation, molecular function: ATP binding; ATP hydrolysis activity; ATPase-coupled transmembrane transporter activity. Lineage: Eukaryota; Metazoa; Arthropoda; Insecta; Hymenoptera; Formicidae.
AUAAUCGCGCCACUGACCGACCGAAGAGUGCAGCUGAUGGGCGAACUCGUAGCCGGGAUACAGGUGGUAAAGAUGUACGUUUGGGAGAAACCGUUCAGCAAGAUCGUAUCGGUGACCAGAAAGCUGGAAAUCAAAGGGAGCAAAUUCUCAUCAUACGUGUUCGCCGCAUGUUUGGCCAUAACAGCCUUCACCGAUCGACUGGCCCUCUAUUUCACUUUGAUAAUGUUUGUCCUAAGUGGAAAUGACUUGACUGCCGACGUUACCUUCGUAACAUCGACGUACUUCAUUAUUUUUAGAGUUACCGUCGCGAUGAGUUUUCCACUGGCGCUGGUAAUGCUGGGCGAAUCAAUAGUGUCUACGAACCGAUUAGAGGACUUUUUGCUGAUGGACGAAGUGAGUAUGGAACGUUUAGAGAAGACGCCGCAAUUACAUGAUAAAUUUCAGAAACCAAACGAAGCGACUAAUGUAGAGAAUCAAACAGACAUCAGAUACAUUUUGAAAAAUAGGAGUAACGUUCUUUCGGAGCUUCAGGGAACUUCUGACCUUCCGGUCUGCGUGAAGCUUCAGCAAGUUUCCGCCAAUUGGAUCAACGGCCAAUUGCCGCCGACUUUGUGCAAUAUCGACUUGACCAUCAACCCGGGCCAGUUAUGCGUUGUGGUCGGCGCCGUGGGCUCCGGUAAAUCGUCUCUGUUACAUCUACUGCUGAAGGAGUUGGAUCCCGGCGCGGGUUCAGUGGCUCUCACUCAGAGCUCUUCGAAGAAUAAUUUUCUGCGUAUCUCUUAUGCCAGCCAGGACCCCUGGCUUUUCAGCGGUACUGUGAGAGACAACAUACUCUUUGGUCAGCCCUACAACAAGGCCAGAUAUAAUCAGGUGACAAAUGUGUGCGCCUUGACGAAGGAUUUCCGGCAGUUUCCACAAGGAGACAUGACAAUGGUCGGCGAAAGAGGUAUAACUCUGUCCGGAGGCCAAAGAGCGCGAGUCAAUCUCGCGAGAGCGGUUUACAGGUUGGCGGAUCUCUAUCUACUCGACGAUCCCUUGAGCGCGGUGGACUCUCGUGUCGCCAGGCACCUCUACAGGAAGUGCAUUACUGAGUAUCUCCACGACAAAACGAGAAUACUCGUCACCCAUCAGUUGCAAUUUCUCAAACGCGCGGAUCACAUCGUCGUGUUGGAUCGAGGUUUUGUGAAGAUGCAAGGAAUCUAUAACGAAUUAGUAGAUUUCAUUGGAAUGUUGGACAAUUUGAUUCACGAAGCACAGAAGAAUGAACAGAACACGAGAAGAACCUUGGAAAUGUCUACGAGACAAAUGUCGAUAACGCGACGUGAUUCGGAAUUAUCGACCGCGAGUUCCAUUGUAAGAUAAACCUUAUC